Messenger RNA from Oryza brachyantha (malo sina), 858 nucleotides. RefSeq names its product NHP2-like protein 1. Gene Ontology annotation, biological process: ribosome biogenesis; mRNA splicing, via spliceosome; maturation of SSU-rRNA. The coding region runs from base 154 to 540 and encodes 128 amino acids. The record is from RefSeq and is a predicted model, not a curated record. Gene Ontology annotation, cellular component: precatalytic spliceosome; nucleolus; box C/D methylation guide snoRNP complex. NCBI's taxonomy places the organism in Eukaryota, Viridiplantae, Streptophyta, Magnoliopsida, Poales, Poaceae. The transcript is spliced from 5 exons. Gene Ontology annotation, molecular function: RNA binding.
CCCGACGGGCUAUAUGAGGCGCGGUCGCGAUAAACCCUAGCUCCACGCAGACACGAAAGCCCUAGCGACACACGCGCCCCCACCCUCCGCCGCGGCGGCCGCCUCCUCCUCCUCGCGCGAGAGCUUCCGAGCCCAGCCACCCACCUCGCCGAAAUGAGUCAGGAGGUCGUGAACCCCAAGGCGUACCCGCUGGCGGACGCGCAGCUGACGAUGACCAUCCUCGACCUCGUCCAGCAGGCCUCCAAUUACAAGCAGCUCAAGAAGGGAGCAAACGAAGCGACGAAGACCCUGAACAGGGGUAUAUCGGAGUUCGUGGUGAUGGCGGCCGACACGGAGCCCCUCGAGAUCCUCCUCCACCUCCCCCUGCUCGCGGAGGACAAGAACGUUCCAUAUGUCUUUGUUCCUUCCAAGCAAGCCCUUGGCCGUGCAUGUGGUGUGACUAGGCCUGUCAUCGCUUGUUCAGUGACCAGCAAUGAGGGUAGUCAGCUGAAGACACCGAUACAGAAUCUCAAGGAUGCUAUUGAGAAGCUCCUCAUUUGAUUUACUAAGACCUUUCAGUGUGAUGGGCCUCAGAGCGACACAGUUUUUCAGAGGCUUGGACUGGUGAUGGUGUCUUAUUUGCUAGAACUUUGUGUUUCUCAACUGUCUGCGAGACCAUUAAAGCUAUACAUGCAUUGUGCCAUGUGUCUUAUCUUUGCGACUGUUGUGUAAUCCUUAAGAUACAUCUAUAGCAUGGCAGUUCACUUUUCUCCCUUGAUACUCAAAGCACUACUGUAAUGGGUGAUGAAUUAUGGGCUUUGCUUGUGACCACUUGCGGAAAAUUGGUCUUAUCUAUACGCAUAAUGUUUCAUGUGAAAA